Messenger RNA from Helobdella robusta, 207 nucleotides. RefSeq lists its product as hypothetical. The record is from RefSeq and is a predicted model, not a curated record. The annotation marks the transcript as partial. The transcript has a single exon. NCBI's taxonomy places the organism in Eukaryota, Metazoa, Annelida, Clitellata, Rhynchobdellida, Glossiphoniidae.
AUCAAGCUUCGCCUAGAAAAGCAAACGAUGACUAUUUUUUCUGCAUACGCGCCACAGAAAGGUGAAUCAGAAGAGAUGAAAAAUAACUUCUGGGCUGCGGCGUUCUCUAAAACCAUCUCAACAAUACCAAAAUCUAAAACAAUUCUGAUUGGAGGCGAUCUCAAUGGCCACGUUGGAAAAAAAACAGAUGGUUUUGACAGCAAUUAA